CGCACUUUUCCAUUACCUUAUGAUGCCGUAACUUGCAUCAUCGUCGCUCCAACCUGCUCUCUCUCUCUCUCUCUCGACUUGUAAAUUUUCCCAUCUCGCUGUCGACUUGUUCUGAUUUCGCUUGAUCGUGACAUCGUCGUCGCCUUCAUCAUCACCUUCUCCCUUCAUUCUCCCACCCUCGUGACCUCCCCGCGGUACUCGAUACCCCGCGCUGUGCUGUCUCUGACAGAAGCCGGCCUUGCCUGCCCCUCCAUCCACUCAGCCGAGCUGCCGACGACGACGGGCUUCAUCGGCUCGCUCUCUCGCCUCUUCCACUCCCCUCCACGACACACAUAAACGAACCCUGCGAAUCCCUGCCCCAUCGUCACCAUGGCGGACAACAGCAACGGCGAAAAGGUCAACACCAACAUUGUCACCCUCACCCGCUUCCUCAAUGAGGAGCAGGUCAAGCACAAGGAGGCCAGCGGUGACUUUACCCUACUGUGCCAUGCCCUCCAGUUCUCCUUCAAGUCCAUCGCCUACUACAUCCGGCGCGCGACGCUCGUCAACCUGACGGGCCUGGCCGGCUCCUCCAACAGCACGGGCGACGACCAGAAGAAGCUCGACGUCAUCUCCAACGACCUCUUCAUCGAGGCCAUGCGCUCGUCGGGCAAGUGCGCGCUGCUCGUCUCCGAGGAGGAGGACGACAUCAUCUACUUCCGCAACGCGGCCGGCGCGCGCUACGCCGUCGCCUGCGACCCCAUCGACGGCUCCUCCAACCUCGACGCCGGCGUCUCCGUCGGCACCAUCUUCGCCGUCCACAAGCUGCCCGAGGGCUCCGCCGGCGUCAAAGAGGACAUCCUCAAGCCGGGGACCGAGCUCGUCGCCGCCGGCUUCACCAUGUACGGCGCCUCGUCCCAGCUCGUCCUCACCAUGAAGGACAGCUCCGUCAACGGCUUCACCCUCGACAACGGCAUCGGCGAGUUCAUCCUCACCCACCCCAACAUGCGCAUCCCCCGCGCCCGCGCCAUCUACUCGGUCAACGAGGGCAACUCGCUCUACUGGCAGAAGCCCACCGUCGACUACUUCAACUCCCUCAAGACGGCCCAGCCCGACGGCAAGCCCUACAGCUCCCGCUACAUCGGCAGCAUGGUCGCCGACGCCUACCGCACCCUGCUCUACGGCGGCAUCUUUGCCUACCCGGCCGACAAGAAGAGCCCCAAGGGCAAGCUGCGCAUCCUGUACGAGUGCGCGCCCAUGGCCCUGGUCUUUGAGAAUGCCGGCGGCCAGGCCCUCGACAGCAACAUGAAGCGCAUGCUCGAGGUCGCCCCCGAGCACAUCCACGACCGCUCCGGCAUCUACAUGGGCAGCUGGGACGAGGUGGAAAAAGUCAAGCAGUUCCACCAGUAGGUUAGGUUAGGGCUCUCAAGGACAGUUAGUGGUGGCCAAUGCGGACAAGGCCAGCAGCAUGUGAUUGCAUGGGAUGGAAUGGGGCGGUGGGCGCGCGUCACGGGUCACGGCGUAUUCGAGUUGUCAAGUGAGUGCCAUUGCAUAUAGUCUGGAAGCGGCGUGUAAUCAGUUCAGUCACCAUGUUCCCCCAAGGAAGACAAAAAAAUCACCCAACGACGAUGACGACGGGGCUACUGUAAUUCGUUGGACAAGGCAGAAUAUAUCAACC
This is a messenger RNA of Purpureocillium takamizusanense, 1657 nucleotides long. RefSeq names its product Fructose-bisphosphatase (gene FBP1). The record is from RefSeq and is a predicted model, not a curated record. The coding region runs from base 370 to 1389 and encodes 339 amino acids. Gene Ontology annotation, cellular component: cytosol; cytoplasm. Gene Ontology annotation, biological process: sucrose biosynthetic process; fructose 6-phosphate metabolic process; fructose metabolic process. Gene Ontology annotation, molecular function: fructose 1,6-bisphosphate 1-phosphatase activity. The transcript is spliced from 3 exons. NCBI's taxonomy places the organism in Eukaryota, Fungi, Ascomycota, Sordariomycetes, Hypocreales, Ophiocordycipitaceae.